CCAAGUUGGAAGUGAAAUGAACUGCUGUCAAAUGAAAUAAUAAAGACCAAACAUUAAUAAGAAUGUUUGUCAAUAUAUCCAACAGUGCUAGAAGUUCAACACCUUCAGCUGAGAGAUCAAUAUCAAAGACCAGAAUCAGCAAUGACACUUUAGACAGUGGUAUUUUCUCUCCUCUAGCUGACAAAAUGAAUAAAGAUCCAACACUAUUAUCAACAGGAGUGUUACAGAUAAGUCCAUUAAAAAUGCCUUUAUCUCCGGCAAAAAUAAAAAAUGAGUCAAUAAUGUCAGAAAUGACUGACAUCAGUAUUUCAGAAGAAUGGGAAAAGGAUUUUUUUUCUAAUUUUGAAGAAAACUUGUUCAACAUGGAUAUAGAUGAUCGCAUGUUGUCUGACAUUUUGAAGUCUCCCAAGGGAAAGGCUGCCAUGAAUGAAAUGAUACGCUCACCAAAAGGAAAAGCAUUUGUUAAUAAAAUGAUGAAGUCACCAAAAGGAAAAUUGAUGAAACGACAGUUUGAUAAUGAGCUCCCAGGUUUUAGCAAUGAAAGCCCAAACAGUUUUGAUGCAAAACAAUUGUCCACUACACCUAUGAAACCAGAGUUAAAAGGAAUGCUUAAAAUGUCUAAUUCAAAGCGAAGAUUAACAAUGACUGACCCAAAUAUGCAAGGAAACGUGGACACUGAUGCAGAAAUAGAUCUGUAUAUACAACAAAAUAUCUUGGGAAAGGUUAAGACUGAAAAUAAUCAAACACAGCGUAGGCAAAGAACCGAAUUUGUACCAAUUCAACCAAAAGAGAACCAGCAGCCAGUUGUUUGGCCAUCACAAGAGAGAUUAAAAUUUGCCAGGGCGCAGUUCCAAAAAACCUUGCAGAUGGCAGUACAGAAAGUUUCACACGACACACAUAAAAAAAAGGUGAAAUUUCAAGAGCCAGCAAAAUUUAGAAUGGAUAAGUAUCCAGAAAUCAAACAAGCACUUGCAAGACCCACUGCAGGUCAAGUCAAACGUCAGUUUCCUAAGAUUAAACCAUUGAGUAUUGAACCUAAAGACCUCUUAGUGCCAUUCAUGGAAAGUUCAGAAAACACAUCAUGGUACAUGUAUGAUGAAAGUGACGAUGAAGAUGAAGAAUGGGUAGAAGAUAUACCAUUCUCUUCACAGAAGAGGAGUAAGAACUCUAGAUUACAGAACAAGCAACGGAAGUAUUGAUAGAGAAUCAAAUUGACUAAACAUUACAUGUAUAUGUAAACUUAAAUGGGUUUGUUGUUCUUACAAACGUGAUAAAAAUGUUCAUCUCCACCAAGGGUCGAGAUAAUUUGUUUUCCUUAUACAUGCAUAUACAUCUUGAUGUCACAAUUUAGCUUCAUAAGUCUCAUACUUAUACAUGUAGCUUGUCAUCGAUCAUUGCCAUCAUGUUUUGUCUAAUUUAAAGAAUAUAUGGCCUUCAUCGUACAUGUAUUACAAAAUAUUCUUGUUUAAUUUUGAAAGCUUAAGAUAUUUACAAAAAUUUAAAAUUGAAUUUGGCUCAGGUCACUCAUAAAAUGAACAUACACAUGUACAGUCUCGUGCUGAUGUAAGUUGCUCUGCAAAUCUAUGUGCAAUGUAUGUAUGUACAUGCAUGUACAAAAUGUACAUAUAGACAUGUAAUUGUAAGCCCUGAAAAUUGUUUGUAGUAGUAUCAUAUCUUAAAAAACCAUGAAUUAAUAUUUUGAGGUUUGUUACCCAACAAGGAAUGUGUAAGGGGAAGAAACAUUUUGACAAAUUGUGACUUUAAUAGAAAUUUGAGUGUUUUUCUCUCUCUCUCUCUCUCCAAUGUUACACCCUCUGUCAUUGUAUCUUAGCUAUAAAAUUAACAGAUGACUUUCAUUUCUUUGCAGUAAUUGUAAGAUUCUUUUACAAUCCAUCUUAAGUUUACUAUGCUAUGGAAAGGUUUUUAUGCCCCACCUACAAUAGUAGAGGGGCAUUAUGUUUUCGGUCUGUGUGUUCGUUCGU
Messenger RNA from Mytilus californianus (California mussel), 1982 nucleotides. RefSeq lists its product as uncharacterized. The transcript has 2 exons. The record is from RefSeq and is a predicted model, not a curated record. Bases 63 to 1199 code for a protein of 378 amino acids. Lineage: Eukaryota; Metazoa; Mollusca; Bivalvia; Mytilida; Mytilidae.